UGACUCAGAAGAAGCCGCCAACGCCCUCUAGUCAUUGCAAUGGGCGUGUCGAGACCGAGAUGCCACGCCUGCGACCUGACUGACAGGUCCUGUAGAAUGACGGUCAAGACGGUUGUAGGUACAUAUUGCUGCAGGUCCGGACUGAGACAAAAAACAAAACAAAAAAAAAACCACUUGAGCGGCGCCAAUAAAUGUGCAUAAUGGCGCAAGCCAUGGUGCGAAUUCCCCUCGCAAAUGGGAGCGAGAGACUGCGAAAGUCCCGUGCCGAUCCUGGUGCUGGUGCUGGUGCCGCCAUGGUGCCGUGGGUGCUUGGAUUUCCCCCACUUGCUGGAGGGGUCCAUGAAAAAUGUCAUCUCAUGCAGGGCACGCCGUUGUUUCCGUCCCACAAGGCGAUAUUGUUUUGAACGUUGGGUGUUGACCUUUUUUCUUGAAAUUUUUUUGUCAUUCUUUUCCUCUCAGGUUAUCUUCCCUGCGAACCUUCUGUUUCGGGAUGUCGAUCUCGUGAGAAAUACUGCGAGGAGCGGAAGCCGUGGACAGAGGUACUUGGUAGCGUUGGAAUACCUAGCACUGGGCGAGGGAGUAGAAUUUAGAAAUCGACAAGCCUGGAUGCCAGGUCAGAAAUGGCAAGGGCAGCGUGUGCUAGUGCAGCCGAAUCAAGGGUUCAGUCCAGAAAAGGCUCGUCGAGCGUCGGGAAUCCUUCAAAAUGAGGAUUAGGGCGGGGUAGGAGGGACAGAGCCGCGACUGCAUGCAGCGGCGUUGGGCGGCGGCCACGGACGAAGAGACGGUGUGACGAAGGGUAUUUCGUCCUCUGUCUCCGUAGUCUGCACUCUGUACUCCGUAGUGUAGGUACUCUGUCGGCUGUGUGGUUCUGGAAGAUCGGAGUACGGAUAGAUGAAGAUCAUGGAUCAUGAUUGAUG
This is a messenger RNA of Colletotrichum godetiae, 917 nucleotides long. RefSeq lists its product as uncharacterized. The transcript has 3 exons. Bases 235 to 714 code for a protein of 159 amino acids. The record is from RefSeq and is a predicted model, not a curated record. NCBI's taxonomy places the organism in Eukaryota, Fungi, Ascomycota, Sordariomycetes, Glomerellales, Glomerellaceae.